AUGGCUGCCACUACAUCCGUCCCCACCUCCAACCAGGUUCUGGUUCCGGAGACCCUCCUCAAGAAGCGCAAGUCUCAGGAGAAGGCUCGCGCUGAGCGCAACUCGGCCACCGAGAAGCGCAAGGCUGCCAACAAGGAGAAGCGUGGUGUCAUCUUCAAGCGUGCUGAGAAGUACGUCAAGGAGUACCGCGACGCAGAGCGCGAGAAGGUCCGCCUCUCCCGCGUUGCCCGCGAGAACGACUCCGCCUACGUUCCCGCUGAGGCCAACCUGAUCUUCCUCAUCCGCAUCAAGGGUAUCAACAAGAUCGCCCCCAAGCCCCGCAAGAUCCUCCAGCUCCUCCGUCUCCUCCAGAUCAACAACGGAGUCUUCAUCAAGAUCACCAAGGCCACCACCGAGAUGAUCAAGAUCAUCGAGCCGUGGGUUGCCUACGGUUACCCUAACCUCAAGUCCGUCAAGGAGCUUGUCUACAAGCGCGGUUACGGAAAGGUCAACAAGCAGCGCGUCGCUCUUACCGACAACUCCAUCAUCGAGGAGAACCUCGGCAAGUAUGGCAUCGUCUGCAUGGAGGAUCUCAUCCACGAGAUCUACACCGUCGGCCCCAACUUCAAGCAGGCCUCCAACUUCCUCUGGCCCUUCAAGCUCUCCAACCCCACUGGUGGCUUCCGCCCCCGCAAGUUCAAGCACUUCAUCGAGGGUGGUGACCUUGGCAACCGCGAGGAGAAGAUCAACGCUCUCAUCCGCCAGAUGAACUAA
Messenger RNA from Colletotrichum orchidophilum, 753 nucleotides. RefSeq names its product 60S ribosomal protein L7. Gene Ontology annotation, molecular function: structural constituent of ribosome; RNA binding. The record is from RefSeq and is a predicted model, not a curated record. The coding region runs from base 1 to 753 and encodes 250 amino acids. The transcript is spliced from 3 exons. NCBI's taxonomy places the organism in Eukaryota, Fungi, Ascomycota, Sordariomycetes, Glomerellales, Glomerellaceae. Gene Ontology annotation, biological process: maturation of LSU-rRNA from tricistronic rRNA transcript (SSU-rRNA, 5.8S rRNA, LSU-rRNA). Gene Ontology annotation, cellular component: cytosolic large ribosomal subunit.